This is a messenger RNA of Orcinus orca (killer whale), 6998 nucleotides long. It is a transcript of the gene SETDB2, whose product is annotated as SET domain bifurcated histone lysine methyltransferase 2. Lineage: Eukaryota; Metazoa; Chordata; Mammalia; Artiodactyla; Delphinidae. The record is from RefSeq and is a predicted model, not a curated record. Gene Ontology annotation, biological process: heterochromatin organization; negative regulation of gene expression. Gene Ontology annotation, cellular component: nucleus. The transcript has 14 exons. The coding region runs from base 994 to 2991 and encodes 665 amino acids. Gene Ontology annotation, molecular function: histone H3K9 methyltransferase activity; histone deacetylase binding; DNA binding.
UGAGGCGUGGACCCAGUGGGUGUGCAGCCAAUGGGCUCCGGGCCAGGUGGUGGGAACCUUCAGUGUCCGACUCCUCCCAUUUUGGGUUCGCGUUAGGCCUGGCCGUUAGGGUUUGGGCGGUCCUCCGUCCCUGCUGAAGCGAGGCGGGACUGUUUUUGUUGAGGUGAGGUCUAGUAAAUGGUGAAGUACUUCCCGGCCAGAGGGUACCUGGGUCCGUGGGGUCUCGGUGGCGUGCAGUGGGAGAGGAGUCCGACCCGCGGGGGAACCCAGCCUCGCCAACGGAGCGGGAGGCGUGGAAACCGCAGUCGAGCCGGUGUAACCGAGGCACGGUCGUGGUUGGCCCUCCCGACGGCUCUUUCGGCCCAGCACCCGGGAACGCGGCCGAGCUCUCGGCCGCGUGGAUCCCAGCCCUUGUCACCUCCCUUCUUUCACCCACGUGCAGUCCCGGGCUGGAGAAGGGACUGCGGGCGCUCUGAGUUCUCAGCCCGCAUUCCAGUCUCUUGUCACCCGGUGCACAUCUUCAUGUGAGGUGAUUCCUAAGCAGCUGGGGAACCUGAGGCUGUAAAAAGGGCUGCGGGGAGUGGACUGCAGUCCAAAAUCCAGAAGCAGAAUUUGAUGGUUUAACCACUGACCCAUUUCACAGAAUGUUUCAUGCAUUCAUGGACCGAAAGAUGGAGUUGGUUUUUAUUUUUAAAAUAAUAUUGUCAAUGAUCUGAUACGACUAUAUGUAUUCACUUGAUGAAGAUGCAUGGACUUGUCAUUAAGUUGGACUAGUGAUCAUUUCUGAAAGUUUCUUCAACCACAAUUUCUACUUGAAAAUUCAAGUAUCAAAGAAUAUUUGGUUUAGAGUGGUAUAAUGAUGUAUUUUCUCUGAGUACUGCAAAUUUCAUAGAGACCACAGCUGGAUUCCAGUUAUAUUCUACAAUCAAAGUGAUUCAGUUCUUUGAUAAAGUUAAUUUCGAAGAAUUUUAUGUUUGUAAACAACACCAAAAGAUGGGAGAAAAAAAUGGUGAUGCAAAAACUUUCUGGAUGGAGCUAGAAGAUGAUGGGAAAGUGGAUUUCAUAUUUGAACAAGUGCAAAAUGUGCUGCAGUCACUGAAACGAAAGAUCAAAGAUGGAUCUGCCACAAAUAAAGAAUACAUCCAAGCAAUGAUUCUAGUGAAGGAAGCAACUAUAAAUAAUAAUUCAACUUUGAUAAGGGAUCAUACGUCUGUGACCCAGAAUGCACAGGAAAACAAAUCAAGUUCAUUGCCCUCUACAUCACAUGAAGACUCCUUUCCAGAAGACUAUACCUCUCUAUCUACAGAAAAUAAGGAAAUUCCCCCUCUGGAAAAUAAAGUUGCAGACUUUAGAGAAAAAGAAUCAUCUUCAAAUUUAUCUUACCAAAAGCAUGACUGCUCUAGUGCCUGUCUGAUGAAAAUGCCACUUACCUUCAAGGGAGAAAACCCUCUGCAGCUACCAAUCAAAUGCCACUUCCAAAGACGACAUGCAAAGACAAACUCUCAUUCUUCAGCACUCCACGUGAGUUAUAAAACCCCUUGUGGAAGGAGUCUACGAAACAUGGAGGAAGUUUUUCGUUACCUGCUUGAGACAGAGUGUAACUUUCUAUUUACAGAUAACUUUUCUUUCAAUACCUAUGUUCAGUUGACUCGGAAUUACCCAAGGCAAGAAGAAAUUGUUUCUGAUACGGAUAUUAGCAAUGGAGUGGAAUCAGUGCCCAUUUCUUUCUGUAAUGAAAUUGACAAUAGAAAGCUUCCACAGUUUAAGUACAGAAAGACUAUGUGGCCACGAGCAUAUUAUUUAAACAGCUUUUCCAACAUGUUUACUGAUUCUUGUGACUGUUCUGAGGGCUGCAUAGACAUAACAAAAUGUGCAUGUCUUCAACUGACAGCGAGGAAUGCCAAGACUUGCCCCUUGUUAAGUAGUAAAAUAACCACUGGAUAUAAAUAUAAAAGACUACAGAGACAGAUACCUACUGGCAUUUAUGAAUGCAGCCUGUUGUGCAAAUGUAAUCGACGAAUGUGUCAAAACCGAGUUGUCCAACAUGGACCUCAAGUGAGGCUACAAGUAUUCAAAACUGAGAAGAAGGGAUGGGGAGUACGCUGCCUAGAUGACAUUGACAGAGGGACGUUUGUUUGCAUCUAUUCAGGAAGAUUACUAAGCAGAUCUAACACUGAGAAUUCUGAUGCUAUUGAUGAAAAUGGAAAAGAAGAGAAUAUUAUGAAAAAUAUGUUUUCAAAAAAGAGGAAAAUAGAAGUUGCAGAUUGUGAGGUUGAAGUUAUCCCAUUAGAACUGGAGACAUAUCCUAGAAGUGCUGUGACUGAGGAGUGUCCACCUAAGCUCCAUAAUAAUCCCAAAGAGCCCAUUAUAGAAAUGAAAUGUAACAAUAUUUCAAGAAUUCAGUAUCAUUCAGUCAUUAGAAGUCCUAAAACCAAGACGGCCAGUAUUCAACACAAUGGGGAAAAGAUGGGAUUUACUUCCUCAGAGUCUGUCACCUCAGAAGAUAAUGGUGGAUUUAAACCAACUCAAGUACAUCUGAACUCUAAAGCCAAGGAAAUGAGAGAGGACUCAAGCUCAAACCAAGCUGAAGAUUCUGAAGACAACCCUGUGAUUGAAUCAGAUGUGAUAGAUAUAACUAAAUGUAGAGAAGAAACUCCACCAGGGGGCAGAUGUCACCAAACAGUCACACUGGAUGAUCAGAAUGAGAUUCAAAUACAAAAGCCCCAAGAGGAAAAAUCUCCAGCAUGUCAAAACCAGCAGGUCUUUUGUGAUAAAGAGUUACCAAGUGAAACCAAGAAUGCUUCAUCUGAUUCUCUAAAGAAGUUCAAUAAAGGGAGUGUGUUUUUAUUGGAUGCCACAAAAGAAGGAAAUGUGGGCCGCUUCCUUAAUCAUAGUUGUUGCCCAAAUCUUUUGGUACAGAAUGUUUUUGUAGAAACACAUGACAGAAAUUUUCCAUUGGUGGCGUUCUUCACCAACAGAGUUAAUGCCUGAAAAGGCUAAGGAUGGCAGGCCUCAGCCAGUUCAGUUCAGAGGAUAAAUGAUGCAGAAUGCUACAUCUUUGAGUCCAAACUGCCCCCAACUACCACACCACAUGCCUCAUCACAUUACUGGGUUCCACUGUUUGCAAAACACACUUCCUUCCUUGUGGAUAUUGACAAGUUUCUUCUUACUUAUGAUUUUAGUAGAUUUGAAAUAAAACUUAAGUGAUUAUUCUUAAUAAAAGAGCAUUCCUAAUUGGUUGUUGUUGGAGAGAGAGAGAAAACCAUAUUUUUGAGGAUGGUUAAUGAUGUUAAUAUGAAAAUUGAUAUAAUCAAACUUGGUUCAUUUGGUAGUUAUUCAGGGUAAUUUAUGAUUAUUUUUAAAAUUUCUACUUUCUAGGUAUGUGAAAGCAAGAACAGAACUAACGUGGGAUUAUGGUUAUGAAGCUGGGACUAUGCCUGAAAAAGAAAUAUUCUGCCAAUGUGGGUUUAAUAAGUGUAGGAAAAAAAUAUUAUAAAUCUGUAGCUAGUGCCUGUUCAUGAAAUUAGCUUAUCAAGCUGAAAUUAGAGUCAUGCAAAAGAAACCCCAGUGGUCAGUGGCAUUAAUUUAGGUUAUGAUCCAUCAAGAGAAUUCCUCUCAGUUUACCCUUGUUGGGGGGUCCAUUUGCAUUACUUAGAAACGCUAGGAACAAAAUAAGGACAUUUUCAUAUGCAUAGGGUAUCUCUUUAUUCUUACUGCUGUUCAACUGUACAUGAGUAGGAUGGAAGUGUAUAUUUUAUAUGAAAUACUGCUAUAUAAUUUGUAACUUAUUUGUAAAUUAUAUAUUAAGAAAGACAAAUGUCACAAUUGAUUUCAGCACUUCUUAUUGCUUUUGGAAUUAUCUUUGACUUUCAUGGCCCCAAAGGGCCAAAGCUCACAUCUUUACCUACAAAAUUUAUUUAUGUUUAAUUCCUGGCAAAUAAUUUACCAUUGUGAACCAUAAGGUGGGCAACAGAGCCUGAAGCAUCUGUCGAAAUUCACUUCAUGCAUAUUACUUCCAAGUAUUUUAGUGCUAGUUGGAGAAGCUGUAUCUGGCUCCGUGAAAGUGUCCCAUCAGUCCGUUUGAAUGAGAAGGGGUAGAAGCUCUCCUGUGGGGAAGGUUUUGGCACACUCUUUGCGAUUCAAUUUCUUUUCCACAGAUUCUCUUCACUCCUUCCACAUAAACAUGGACAGGAAAGGAGGGAGUAGAAACUUGGAGGAAUUAGAAUAUUUUUGUUCUAGAUAGAGCCUUAUGAAAAGGAAACUUAGAAAAUAGUCAGACAUGGCUUAUUUAAGCCAGAAGAGAUUGUGCUGGGCAAGAAUUUCACUUAACAAAACAAUUCUACUGAACUGCAAAGUCUGAAACAGACCCUUGGACUCUCCUAGGCAUGAUGUGCAAAUUAUUUUCCUAGAGAAAGUUACUUUGCUCUAGGUUACCUGACCAUGAUUGUCUAGUGGAAAGAGGAUGAGAAUCUCCAAGAGUUAAAACUAAUUUUAUCUAUAACAAAGAUAUACAUUUGGCUGCCAGGAACUUCCCACUAGGAACCAGGAUGGGAAUACUAGCUCAAAAAGGAGUAAUUAAAAGUAGUUCUGGUUUUUGAGGGGUUUUUUUUCUUUUUUUUUUUUUUGAUCUUGAUUCUGGGUUUAGUUUGGUUACCUUUCAAACAAAAAUCUCUUCUAAGUUUGGACCCGAUUAAUUUCUUUAAAAUAUUGAACUAAAUAAAAAUUUAACUUGAAAUUGGUUUAGAGAGUGGGAAACCAAAGAGCUAGGAAAGGGAGCAAAAUAUUAUAACCCAAACAGCCUGUAGACAGAUGAGGAAAGUUGAGAAGUCCAUUUAUUCACAGUAAAGAUGCAGGAAUUUUAGGCAAUGCACUAAAAUAAAGUGAAGACACUUGAUAAGUAUGGAAAAUGUUUUUGUGCAGAAAUCAACAUCUUGAUCUGCUUCAUUCUGUACUGGUUCACAGCUGUCAUCUUCCGUCAGCAUCCUAGAGAUUCCCUUUGUCUUCCCUAUGUCAGGUCUGUUGCCAGUUAAAUCCCGUUAUUUCCCCUUUCCUGGAUUUACUCCCACAUAUUGGUGAAGCACAUCCUCCAGUAGCUUUUGAAAGGGAAAAAUGAGAGGUGAAUAUUUUGAGCCCUUGUAUGUUUGAACAUGUUAUUUUACCCUUACAUUUGAUUGCUAUUUUGGCAGGGUAUGGGUACUCAGUUCGUGAGUAGCUUCCAUACCCAAUUUUGAACACAUCUGCUACAUUCCAGUGUUGCUGCUUUGAAGUCUGAAAAUGUUCUCACCUCUGGCCUUCAGGGUGACUGUUGGAAGUCAGAUAAAGCCGUUCUUUAUCUUUUGUAUACGUGGCCAGUUUUUUUCAAGCUUAUAGCAUUCUCUUUGUCCCAAUGUUCUGUUCCCAGUAAGAGUUAGUUUUCAUACCUCAUACCAGGUGCUUGGUGGGAGGGAUCUUUCAAUCUGAAAACUUUGUUCUUCAGAGAAAUUUUCUUGAACUAUAUUUCUUUAAUGAAAUAGUUCUGUUGUCUGUUAUCUGUUGUCUCUUCCUAUUUAUCUAGACAUUAGACCUCCAGGAUUGGUUCUCUCAUUUUCUUAUCUUUUCUCUUAAUUUCCAGCUUUGUCUUCUUGCUCUACUUUCUGGGAGAUUUCCUCAACUUAAUCUUACAAUUUGCCUAUUGUGUUGGGUUUUUGUUUGGGGGGUUUUUGCGGGGUGGGGAUUGGGUUUUGUUUUGUUCUGGUUAGGUUUUUUUUUUUGGUCUCAUUUUAAAUUUCUAGAGCUCUCUUCUCUGAAUGUUUUUUUCUUCAAUAUCCUAUUUUUGGUUCAUGGUUGCAGUAUCUUAUCUCUUUGAAAAUACUAUUUAUAUAGUGUAACAUACAUACAGGCAUUCAUAUCUAUAUUAUCUUUUUCCUGAAUAUUCUGUGACCUGCAAGGUUUGUUUCUGUGUUUUCCCUGUAUGUGUCCUUUGGUCUUUGUCGUUCAUGUUUUAGGCUUUCCUCAGUUAGUUAGUUAGAUCUUGGCAGUCUGCUCAUUCUUUUUUUUUUUUUUAAAGGAUUUUUUUUAACAUCUUUAUUGGAGUAUAAUUGCUUUACAAUGGUGUGUUAAUUUCUGCUGUAUAACAAAGUGAAUCAGCUAUACAUAUACAUACAUCCCCAUAUCUCCUCCCUCUUGUGUCUCCCUCCCACCCUCCCUAUCCCACCACUCUAGGUGGACGCAAAGCACUGAGCUGAUCUCUCCCUGUGCUAUGCGGCUGCUUCCCACUAGUUAUCUGUUUUACAUUUGGUAGUGUAUGUAUGUUCAUGCUACUCUCACUUCGUCCCAGCUUACCCUUCCCCUCCCUGUGUCCUCAAGUCCAUUCUCUAUGUCUGCAUAGAGGACAGCAUCUUUAUUCCUGUCCUGCCCCUAGGUUCUUCAGAAUCAUUUUUUUUUAGAUUCCAUAUAUGUGUGUUAAGUCUGCUCAUUCUUAAGAGUGGAACACUGAAAAGCUGAGAUUAUAAACUGAGAGCGGGGUAAGGGGCUCUUCAACUGCUUCACCUGACCUAGCUGAGCUCUUCAGUUUCUUAUCCAGUCUCUUUAGGACUUUCUUUCUGGCCUGGCAAGGUGUACUCUUCCAUCUUACUGCUUGAAAGAAAAAAAAACUUUGCUGCCAGAGCGUGCUCUUUUCUCCCGUUUUGCAUCUCCACACUCUUGCUUCUGUAAUCCAUUUGUGUUUGUCAAGACUAUCCAAGUUAUCCUUUUUAAUAUUGUUCUCUUUUCUGUCCCCAGUUUGCCUCCUUUCCUCUCUUUAAAAUCUCAAAAAGCAAGACCUCCAGGAGUUUUCCUUUGAUUAGUUCCUCAGCAAACCACCAGCUAUUACAUGCUGCUUUUACAGAGCAACUUAUUUUUUAACUGUAAUUUAAUUAUAUGCGUUUGUGUUCUCUACAUGUGUAUUCCAUGCACCAAAAACCUUGUCUUGUAUGGUGCUGUGUACCCAAUGGGUGCUAAAUAAAGGCUUGCGACUGCAA